Lytechinus pictus (painted urchin) is the source of this 1572-nucleotide messenger RNA. RefSeq lists its product as uncharacterized. Lineage: Eukaryota; Metazoa; Echinodermata; Echinoidea; Temnopleuroida; Toxopneustidae. The transcript is spliced from 8 exons. Gene Ontology annotation, biological process: netrin-activated signaling pathway. Gene Ontology annotation, cellular component: membrane. The record is from RefSeq and is a predicted model, not a curated record. Bases 1 to 1572 code for a protein of 523 amino acids. Gene Ontology annotation, molecular function: netrin receptor activity.
AUGAAAUCUCAUCCUGAAGAGGCCCAUUAUUAUCAAGAAAGCGUGAAUAAAGAACGUCACACGGAAUCUAAAGUCUCUGCGGACGAAACUUCAGAGGAUGUCACUAUGUCCCAGGAUGAGAAGAGGGAGCAGAAUAAGCAAAAUAAAACUCAAACCCAAGCUGCAGAAAGCGAUGAGGGUCAUACUGAUGAAAAAUAUGACUUGAUUCAAAUUGAGAAGCAUGGCAUUACUGUCAGAAUUUCCAAAUAUGAAAUCUACAGUGCAAAGGACAUCACUGUGGAAGUGAUUGAAGAGGUCCCACCUGAGCUAAAGCUGAAUGAAACAGAAGCCAUCAUCUCGGUUGGAUUGAAGAUGUCGCCUUCUGACGCAAUCUUUGACAGUCCUGUAAGAGUAACAAUGCCCCACUGUGGUGCAUUUACAAAGCCUACUGAUGCAGAAGUUUACAUCUAUUAUCGCAAGAACGAUUCUACAAAGUUUACAGCAAUUCUAUCCACCAGCACGAGUAUCCCAAAAUGUGUUGUGAGAGAUCGCGAUCUAGAUAUCUACCUGGAACACUUCUCAGAAUUCUGGAUUACUGCUACAAUAAGAAAGAUAUUUAUUGGGAAAGUCGUUAUUUGUACACCAAUCAUUCCUGUACCAGCACCUAGAAAUCUCAUGCCCGUUGUGUGGGUCAAUGUCAGGGACCAAAACAAUGCAGAAGGACAGAUUCCCAAAGAAUAUAAGGCCCCGAUUCCUGAGGAGCAGUUCUUAUUCAGGUGGAGGUCCGGGGGAUUGAAGAUUUCUUGCAAAGAAAGCACCUUGAAAGACGAGCCUCAGAUUCUCCAGGAAAGAGAAUUUCGUCACCUAAGUAAGCACAAAAAAAUGUUCGAGGUGGAUACACAAAACAUUACUGAGAAUGCAGUCAAUCUACACAUCACCCUACAACAGAAUACAACGAAGAAUACGCUCAUCGUUCCAAUGUCGUUAAAAGCUACGGUGAUAUCAGAGGGAGGAGCUUGUUCACCAUCAACGAUAGCGACAUCAUCCUCAUCGGCUGGCAAUCAUCCUGCAGAAGUCAUACAUUCUGGUUCUACCUCUGAAACAAGAAUGAAAUCUCCUGAAGAGGCCCAUUGUUAUCAAGAGAGCGUGAAUAAAGAACGUCACAAGGAAUCUGAAGUCUCUGCGGACGAAACUUCAGAGGAUGUCACUAUGUCCCAGGAUGAGAAGAGGGAGCAGAAUAAGCAAAAUAAAACUCAAACCCAAGCUGCAGAAAGCGAUGAGGGUCAUACUGAUGAAGAAUAUGACUUGAUUCAAAUUGAGAAGCAUGGCAUUACUGUCAGAAUUUCCAAAUAUGAAAUCUACAGUGCAAAGGACAUCACUGUGGAAGUGAUUGAAGAGGUCCCACCUGAGAUAAAGCUGAAGGAGACAGAAGCCAUCAUUUCGGUUGGAUUGAAGAUGUCGCCUUCGGACGCAGUGUUUGACAGUCCUGUAAGAGUAACAAUGCCCCACUGCGGUGGAUUUACAAAGCCUACUGAUGCAGAGGUUUACAUCUAUUAUCGCAAGAACGGUACUCAUUUUCUAUUUCCUUUUUGA